Myzus persicae (green peach aphid) is the source of this 1190-nucleotide messenger RNA. RefSeq lists its product as uncharacterized. The record is from RefSeq and is a predicted model, not a curated record. The transcript is spliced from 2 exons. NCBI's taxonomy places the organism in Eukaryota, Metazoa, Arthropoda, Insecta, Hemiptera, Aphididae. Bases 328 to 915 code for a protein of 195 amino acids.
CGUGAGCGCUGGUUUUUCGGUAUGCAGACCGGUUGAAAAACAUAAUUUUCAAAUAAUAUGCUCAUACAGACCGCGCGUCUCGUUACUACGGCGUAGUCGUUUUGUCCAGAACUUUCACACGUUAUAGCAACUAUUAACGCUACGUAUACUGCACUCGUUUUCCGGUCGAGUCGGCCCGAGUCGUACAAGUGGUUACACGCCGCGCUGUAGCAGUUGAGUUCGGCAGUCGUGGCACUGGUCUCGGUCGCUUCGCGCGUCAUUUCACCGCCACACGGUCGCCUAACCUGGCCUAUCACUAAUUCUCUAACAGCGACCAUACACGGCACUAUGGAUGAUCCUAACGAGGCACAGGAAGACGUGGACAUGGAAUGGUGGCACAACUUGGAGGAAUUCGAAUCGGACUCCGACUCCGAUUCUUCUACCGACGAAUCCGAAGACGAUGGACUCGAAGAUGCUGAAGAAAACUCAGACCCCGAGGAAAUCAUCGUCGACCGGACAUAUCGAUUGCCACAAGUAUUGGACCCACAACUGAUCCCUAACGGCGAGGAUGAUGAAGGUGUUGGUGAAGUAGGACGAAGACGACAUGACCGGCACAGGGUUUCGAGCCGAGUGUCGCGAGGAGACGACGACGAAAGCUUCAAUCGCAGGACUUACGCAUUUAGGAAAUACCUCAGAUCAUUGGACACUACUCCUGAAAUGACGGAAGAAUUGUUUCAAGGAGGAUUCAGACCCGAAAUAAUAAUGGGCAUGAUGAUGAAGCGUCGGAGAAUAUGUUACUUUGCACAGUGGGUCAGAAAUUUUAGGCGUGAAACCUAUCCAUUAGAGGCUAGCGUAGUGAAACGCUAUUACCCGAAUUUGGUAAUAGAUUUUCACCAACAAAUGGUACUGAAUAAAAAUAGAUUUGAGAAAAUAUAAAAACAUACGUUUUAAUAUUAUGUAAAUAUUAUUUUUUUAACUGUACUAUGUAAAUGUGAUGAUUUUUUUUUAAUGACCAUCAGCCUCCAGGGUUAUUUGGAUGUGUGGGGGUUACGGUUUGGGUUUGGUAUGACACAUGUUAUUCGUCACCAAAAACCAUAGUGACCCAUUUAGAGAUGCCGUAGCACGCCAUAGUUAAUACUGUGCCAACCAUCCCAAUAGCCUCUAUAAUGUAUUUUUAAUAAAACAAUUACCUAUUUGUUCACAUUUUUGUA